AUGCCCUUACUAAUCGAGCCCACUAAGCCUCGACUUUGCCUGUGCCAUGAUGAGAGGUACCUUAAUCUGUGGAUCAAAGAUCUCCCUUUCAAACUAGAAACUCUAAGGGAUGUCCAUAGAAUGAUUGAAAAGAAUGCCUAUAUGAUCACCCUUGACGAAAAAUCAGGUUAUGAUCAUAUUCUGUUAGAAAUGAACAGAGCUCUUUCUGUGGCUCUGAAGAACAGUAGGAAGAUUCCAGUCACAGGUUCUGUUCGUGAGGAGCUUGAACACUGGUGCUUUUUGGACAAUUGGGGAGGCUGUAUGAAAUGGAGACCAGAAUACCACAAGUUAAUUGAAAUGUCCACUGAUUCUUCAGGGUAUCGUUAUGGAGCGGUAGUAGCAUUGGAUGAGAGGGUAGUAAAUUGGAAAGGAAGGAAUGUCCUUCCUGCCAUCAGAAGGCUCCAGGAGGGUGCCCCGGUAAAAGCCCUUGCAAGGAUGAUGGCAGGUCGUAAAACGGAGGACUUGUCUAUGCGGGAUGUGGAAAAAUAUGUAAAUGAACUCACUGAUGAGUCCCUCUCAGACCAAUUAGAAUUGGCAGGAAAGAACAAGGAGGAUAUAUCAGAGGCACGCCUCCUCCUACAUUAUCUGAUAGUUCUGGCUAAUGAGAAGGGACAACCCCAAGGUCAGGAUCUACUUGAGGCACCGGGAACAUCUACAGAAGCACAGGGCGACAUCACACAAGAAAACGCUUUGGUACGUAAUAAUGAUGAACCACCAAACAAAAGGUCAAAAUCUUGGUCCGGCUCACUGGAGGCAAGAAUUGCGUUUUUGGAAAGCUCCACAUCACCAAAGGUUUCCGACAUUAAAGAGAGGGUGAGGAUACUUUGCCUUCAACCAGAACCAAGUAAUUCCUUAAUCCUUCUCACAUUAGAGGAACUUGCAAAAGCAGCCAGGAGUGCUAACCAUGAGGAGUCGGGUCUAUACGAGGAACUUUUGAGACAAGUUCAUAGACUACAGUCUAAGGUCUGCCUUCCAAAGCUCUGUCUAUCUGUCUUAGGGGGGAAUGAGUCUGAGAAGAUAUCAAAAGCUAUUGCCAAGUGUAUGAAGGAUGUCAUAGACACAGCCAAAGAAUCAAAGAAAGAGGCACCACUGGUAGGGAAAACACAAACCACUCUGUCGCCAUUGGACAACUUGUAUGUCACAUUACCCCUACCAGGGGCAGACCUGGCCCCUAUGCCUUUUCCCCUGCAACAACAUCCUAAUCCUAUGUAUGGAUCUUAUCGGGGUUAUGUUCAGCAAGGGUAUGGUCAGCAGGGCUAUGGCCAAGGGUAUGGUCAAGGGUAUCGAAAUUAUAGGAGGGGUGGUUUUAGGCACCCUGGGCAACGCCCUAGAGGAGCAUGCCUGGUUUGUGACAGUACAGCCCACCAGGUCCGGGAUUGUCCAAAAGUAAAAGAGUUCAGGCAAAAGUAAUACUUGGAAGAUUGCAAAUUUACAACAAAUGUUCAUAUGUUUACAGUGUCAAAUUAUGUUUACCAGAAAGCAACUGGUUUGAUAAAACUGUUUACUUAAUUAAUACUCAAUAAUUAAGAUACUUUUGGUUUAUAUAUGACCAAUUGUGAUGUAUAAUUGAAAUGAUCAUGAUGCUUGUAGUCCUACAGGGAGAUAUAGAUGCAUUGUACUAACAUUAUACUAGAGUUAUGUAUUGUCUUCUUAGUAAACUAUUAUAAAUAGGUUAGCUUGUAAGUUAUAAUGGUACUUCCUCCUCUGCUGUCCAAAGGACACUGACGCCUUAGUGAGUUACACUCACGUGGGUAGCGGACGAGGGGGUUCCACUUAUUUCAAUGUUACUUAUGCUGGUCCUGUUUUUUGAAUUAUGCAUACCUUCUGUGUAUUACAUAAGUGCAGAGAGGAUGGCCGCUGUGAUGGUGGAAUUACGAAAAAAAAAAAAAAAAAAAAA
Molecule: messenger RNA, 1936 nt
Organism: Pecten maximus
Lineage: Eukaryota; Metazoa; Mollusca; Bivalvia; Pectinida; Pectinidae
Exons: 5
Coding region: 1-1449 (482 amino acids)
Molecular function (GO): zinc ion binding; nucleic acid binding
Source: RefSeq, a predicted model, not a curated record